Messenger RNA from Colletotrichum graminicola M1.001, 2100 nucleotides. Its product is annotated as FAD binding domain-containing protein. The transcript has 5 exons. Lineage: Eukaryota; Fungi; Ascomycota; Sordariomycetes; Glomerellales; Glomerellaceae. The record is from RefSeq and is a predicted model, not a curated record. Gene Ontology annotation, molecular function: FAD binding; monooxygenase activity. Bases 1 to 2100 code for a protein of 699 amino acids.
AUGCGGGCCUCUAUAGACGGUGACGGACUUUCGGACUUGGCGGACAACCACCCGCAUCCGCUCCGCAUCACCAUCGUCGGCGCUGGCAUAGGCGGCCUCGCCGCCGCCAUAGGUCUGCGCCGUAGCGGACAUACCGUCGACCUGUACGAGCAAGUGUGCUUUGCCGCCGAGGUUGGCGCAGCCGUCCACCUGAUGCCUAACGGCCUCAGCAUCCUGCGGUGCUGGGGGUUGGACACCGCCGACUUUGACCCGAACCCCAUGAGCCGUGUCGUCGAAUACGACGACCAGGGCCGGGUACAGAAGGACAUUGAUCUCUCGAGGGCGAACACGCGUUGGACUGACCCGUGGCUUUUGGCGUCGCGAGCCAAGUUCCACGACGCGCUCAAGGUGAAGGCGCUCACCUAUGGUGCUACGCUCCACACGUCUGCAAAGGUCGUGGACGCCGACCCAGUCAGUGGCACGAUCAGUCUACAGGACGGGCGAGUUGUGAAGGCGGAUGUUAUACUCGGGGCGGACGGAGUUUAUUCGGUCACGAGAAGCUGCAUUACCAAUGCGAAGCCAUUCAGCUCGGGGAAAUCGGCUUUCCGAUUCAUGAUCCCCAGGGACGUUGCACUCGCUGAUCCGGCAACUCGUCCUCUGGCGGAAAUAUAUGACGGUCUACUCGCUUGGACGGGCAAAACGCGCAGGAUCAUCAUGUAUUCUUGUAGCAACAACCAGAUGCUCAACUUUGUGUGUAUGCAUCCCGACCAAGACUCGCCCCUAGGGACACAGAGCAGCAGAUGGAACGCACCGGUGACAGUCGACCAGAUGUUGAAAGUGUAUCAAGAUUUCCCUCCAGCAGUCAAGAGUCUGCUUGCCAAGUCCGGUGAUUCUGGGGUCUUGAAGGGGGUGUGGAAGUUACUGGACAUGGAGCAGAUUCCUUACACCAAGGAUAAAAUGGCGCUGCUCGGCGAUGCUGCUCAUCCCUUUACUCCGCACCAGGGACAAGGCGCCGUGCAGGCGAUAGAAGACGCAGCCAGCCUGUCAAUCGUCCUUCCCCGAGGAACACGCCCGACAGCAGUGCCAGAGCGGUUACGGCUGUACGAGAGAAUUCGAAGCGGGAGGGCGCACAAGAUCCAAGCGUACUCCCGAGAGGCGGGAAGAGACGUGCAAGGCGACGACGACAAGCCUGAAGUGGACAACACAAACGAACUCUUCUCCCACGACGAGCUGGCCAACUCGGCACGCAUGUUACGGGAAUGGAAGCUCGACAAGAGCCCCGGCGACUUCCGCCUGAUGCCCGUCGGUAUCGGAAGGUUCUCAGGCCUGCGGCAGCAGAUGGCCUCGGCAGCAGACAAGCAGGCUCUCCGGUUCAAACGAGCCGUCGUCAAGUUUAAAAGCUCCAAGCCGUAUCUGGAGACCCUUUUCCCCAACGAACGGUUCACGUUCAGGCGCGCAGACACCCUCUGCAGGGCAAGCCUAGUCGUCACGUCCAUGGGAGGCGUGCCGUGGUUGGGCGGCGAAGGCUACACGACGCUGGCGCUUCACGUCCAUGGGGUGCAGUACAGGAAACGCGACGGCGGGGUCGUCAACGGAACCUUCAUGCCGGUGCACCUCGUCUCGCGCGGCGAGGCGGCCACGGCUGCCCGUGAGGAGCUCGGCCUCCCGAGCGUGCAGUGCGACGUUGACAUGUACCCGUCGUACGACGGCAGCGGCUAUCGGAUCACGGCGUCAUGGGGCGGGGCCAAGUUCGCCGACAUCGCGUUCGAGGGUCUCGAGAGCGGCAACGCCGCCACGGAGAGGGGGCCUAUAGGCACCGCGGCAGAUUAUGGCAUCAUGGUGUACAGGUACGUCGCUGCAGUCGGAAGGCCCGGCCAGACCGAGUGCGAGUAUGCCUGCGUGAUACCCCAUGCGAGACAAUCCAAGGCGGAGACGGUCGAGACUGUCGCGAGCUCCAACAGCGCGAGGAUGGUUUUCAAGCCGCUGGGCUGGGACCAGCUUCCUACCAUGAGCCACAUCGCAUCUGCCUUGGCGCAGAUGCCCGUGUUUGAUAUCAUGAGCGCCAAGGUCACCGAGGGGACCAACGUAUCAGAGUAUUUGUCAUCUAUUCGGAUCGAUUAG